AUGUCAGCUCCAGAAGGUUUCCACAAGGUUAGCGAGGACUCACACGUCUCCAACGCCGUGAUCAACGCCAACCCAUACGGCCCCAACCCCGCAGAUUUCUUGUCCAAUGUCUCCAACUUCCAGUUGAUCGAAUCCACCCUCAGAGAAGGUGAACAGUUUGCCAACGCUUUCUUUUCCACCGAAACCAAAAUUGAGAUUGCCAAGGCCUUAGACGACUUCGGUGUCGACUACAUCGAGUUGACCUCCCCGGUUGCUUCCGAACAGUCCAGAAAGGACUGUGAAGCCAUCUGUAAGUUGGGCUUGAAGGCAAAGAUCUUGACCCACAUCAGAUGUCAUAUGGACGAUGCCAGAGUAGCAGUCGAGACCGGUGUUGACGGUGUCGAUGUGGUCAUUGGUACCUCCCAAUUCCUUCGUGAAUACUCUCACGGUAAGGACAUGAACUAUAUUGCCCAAAGUGCCAUCGAAGUCAUUGAGUUCGUCAAGUCCAAGGGUAUCGAAAUCAGAUUCUCUUCUGAAGACUCGUUCAGAUCCGACUUGGUGGAUUUGUUGAACAUCUACAGAACUGUCGACAAGAUUGGUGUUAACAGAGUUGGUAUUGCUGAUACCGUUGGAUGCGCCAACCCAAGACAAGUCUAUGAAUUGGUCCGUACUUUGAAGUCGGUUGUCAACUGCGACAUCGAAUGUCAUUUCCACAAUGACACUGGUUGUGCUAUUGCCAACGCCUACACUGCUUUAGAAGGUGGUGCUAGAUUGAUCGAUGUUUCCGUUUUGGGUAUCGGGGAAAGAAACGGAAUCACCCCAUUGGGUGGUUUGAUGGCUAGAAUGAUUGCUGCCGAUAGAGACUAUGUUUUAUCCAAGUACAAGGUGCACAAAAUCAGAGACUUAGAGAACUUGGUUGCAGAAGCCGUUCAAGUGAAUAUUCCAUUCAACAACCCAAUCACUGGUUUCUGUGCAUUCACCCACAAGGCUGGUAUUCACGCCAAGGCUAUUUUGGCCAACCCAUCUACAUAUGAAAUUUUGAGUCCUGCUGACUUCGGUUUGACUAGAUAUAUUCAUUUUGCUAACAGGUUGACAGGAUGGAAUGCCAUCAAGUCGAGAGUUGACCAAUUGAACUUGAACUUGACUGACGACCAAUGUAAGGAAGUUACCAACAAGAUCAAGAAAUUGGGAGAUGUCAGACAAUUGAACAUCGAUGAUGUUGAUUCCAUCAUCAAGGAGUUCCAUUCUGACUUGGGUACUCCGCUUGUGAGACCUACCACUAACGGAGGUUUGCCUAUUGUUCCUCAUGUUGUUGAAGGAUUGGAUGAAAGCCAGACCAAAAAGCAAAAAAUUUAA
Molecule: messenger RNA, 1335 nt
Organism: Suhomyces tanzawaensis NRRL Y-17324
Lineage: Eukaryota; Fungi; Ascomycota; Pichiomycetes; Serinales; Debaryomycetaceae
Gene: LYS21
Product: homocitrate synthase
Exons: 1
Coding region: 1-1335 (444 amino acids)
Cellular component (GO): mitochondrion
Molecular function (GO): homocitrate synthase activity
Source: RefSeq, a predicted model, not a curated record